Acanthochromis polyacanthus (spiny chromis) is the source of this 3525-nucleotide messenger RNA. It is a transcript of the gene unc13d, whose product is annotated as unc-13 homolog D (C. elegans). The transcript is spliced from 34 exons. The coding region runs from base 48 to 3398 and encodes 1116 amino acids. The record is from RefSeq and is a predicted model, not a curated record. NCBI's taxonomy places the organism in Eukaryota, Metazoa, Chordata, Actinopteri, Pomacentridae.
CAGCAGCUCCUCAGGCAGGAGGCUGCUCAUCACAUUUUAGCAUCAUUAUGUCAGAUCAAAGCGAGUCCAGCAGCACAGGAGACAAUCUGCUGCACACAUCUGAACAGGAACAUGGUUUACCAAGACUUCGACAGUUUUCUCCAGUUCAUGUACGUAAACUGGGGAUGACGAGAAAACUGAAAGACAGAAGGGAUUAUAAAGAAGAUGAAAAUCCAGAGGAAAAAGCAAGGAGACACAAGGAGAUGGAGCUGAAGCCUCUGUAUAAGGAGCUGCUGUACACCAUUGCACAUAAGUUGGGUAAACCGUCAUCAGCUGAGGUCUUCACAGACAGUCAGCUUCAUCAGUACAUCAAGGAGGCUUUCACUAUGACAGAGUCAGAGCACAGCACCCUGAUGGAGAAAGUACAGAGCACAGAGUCUCCAGUGUACUGUCUGAUGGCCACUGUGAAGGAAGCCACAGGAAUCCUGGGAAAAGACGUUAGUGGUUUUAGUGACCCAUACUGUAUGCUGACCAUACUGGAGGAUGAGCAGGAGAGUCGGACUCGCCGGUCCAGAGCCAAACCCUCUAAAUCUGUUGUAAAGGACGCUGUGUCACGUGAUAAAAUCUACGAAACAGACAUUAAGAAACAGACCCUGAACCCCAUCUGGAACCAAACCUUCAUAAUAGAGUUCGAAGAUGUGUCCAGUGCCAGCUUCCACCUGGAGAUGUGGGACAAGGAUGAAGAAGUGUCACUCACUCAGAAACUGGAGGAGAUCAAAACCAACUUCAAUAGUUUAAGAAGGAUGAUCAAGGACGCCAAAAAGGAGAAAGGCACAGAUGACUUUUUGGGAAAUGUUGUCUUAAAACUACAGGAUCUUCACUGUACCGAGGACAACUGGUACAACCUGGAGCCCAGAACAGAGACGUACCCUGACCGUGGCCAGUGUCACCUCAACCUCAAGUUCAUCCAUAAAUCGAGAGACGGAACGCUGAGUGCUGGUCGAAGUGCUUACAUCAACUACUGUGGGAUUCUGCAGCAGUUUGUCCAGGCUUACAUCUCUAAGCAGCAGAGUUCUGCUCCGUGGAAAGGGGAGCUGUGUGGUGAAGCUCAGACUCUGCUUGAGCUCUACGCUACACAGAACGACCUCUCGCCUUUUCUUCAGGACCUGGCGAAGUGGGUGGCUUACAGUAAGCUGUACCAGAGUUUAGAGGUGGACUCAUCUGUGCUGCUCCAGCAACUAACCAGUAUAGAAUACCACUGGCACCAGCAGGAGCUGCCCUACCAGCAGAAACAGGAACUCGGGGACUCUCUUCAUGGUUUCCUGCAAUACGGUCUGUGUCUGGUGGCCAAAUACAGAGACAUCUUCCCUCCAACUCCCCGGGCUACUCCCAAACUGCACACUCUGCUCAGGAUCUUGGUCCAGAUCUGCAAGACUCAGGCAUUUCAGAAACUGAACCCAGCUCAGUUUGAGCUUCAUGAUGAGCUCAGUGAUGCUGUAAAGAUUGGUACACAGGAGUGGUUUACCAUCAAAAAGGGUUUGCAUCAGCCAAUGACUAAGGAUCUGUCAGAGAUAGGGAGAGCCCUCUCUAGGCUCAUUAUGGAGGUGCAGGAGGACAUAAAGCACAACAAAGACGUCUGGAACAGAGUAUUUGUCAGUGCGGUGCAAGUUGAUGUCUUCACUGUUGUCUAUCACAAGUUUGAUUCCCUGCUUGCAAAAGAAGUGAGGGAAACCUUAUGCCUGAUGAAGGGUGAGAUGGAGCAGCCUCUAGCCAACAGCCUGUUCCCUGUUUAUCUGAGCCUGCAGGCCAUCCACAAAGACAAGGCCUUCUUACAAAAACGGGGAUUACUGGAGCUGACGAACUUUCAUGACGGCUUCAGAGAGGCUCUUCCUUACUGGCUCAACCAGGCGUUCAGCACCACUCAGGACAGGGUGGAGAGGGCUGUGCAGGUGGACCAGCUACAGCCUCUGGAGUCUGGUGCAGUGCCCAUAAAACACAGUUCGUCAGCAGUGGACCUGGUGGCAUGUGUCCAGCCCAUCUGCCAGCUGUGGGAGCAGCUGUCCUGGCCUGACCCUGAGGAGGCCUUCAUGCUCAUGGUCAAACUCACUGAGGAUGUGUGUAAGAUUGUGGUGAACUACUGUCACACACUGAAGGAGAGAGUCCGGGUGCUGUCUGAGAAUUCUGACCACAGCAGCGCUAUUAACAUGCUAUGUGUGGUGGUGAACGACCUGGAACACUUGCGGUCGGUGCUGACUCGACUUCCGACGCAGCUCAACUGGGCCGGACUUCGAGAUCGGACUCAGAAUGUGAUCGGGGAGAGCCAGUUCCACAACACACUGCCUUCACAGCUUCAGCAAGCCCAGAGCAUCCUGGGCCGAGAGAUCCGAUCUGCUCUAGACACUCUUGGGAAAAAGUUAAACACAGACAUUGAGACUCAUGUCAGAAGCAUGUCGACCAGACGCAGGAUUCCCUCCAAGUCCUCAGAGGAUGCUGCAGCUCCUCUUAUGCGCUAUCUAGAGCAAGAGCUGCAGUAUAUGAAUGAAAACCUGGUCCAAGAGAACUUCAACAGUCUCCUGACUCCUUUGUGGAACAACUCAAUUAAAAUCCUCUACCAGGUGGCCACUCAGCAUCCACAGCAAGAAGGGCUCAUGGUGUUCUGCCAGAGACUGCUGUAUACACUUCAGUGCCUUGAGCAGUGCUUCCAUGCUGAGGGAAACGGACUUCCGUUGACUGCACUCCAGUCGGAUGAGUACAAGGUUCUUAAAGCUCACCUCACUCACAACUCCCUGAACAGCCAGCAGCUGGUGGAGAAGUUUCUGGAAAGGAAAAUAUGGGAGCAGAAAGUGUACAGUGGAGAGAAAUAUGGUGCAGUCACCCUCCUCACAUCCUACAGAAGAUCAGACCAGAGGCUGCGAGUGGAGGUGCUGAAUGCCGUCAACCUCUUACCAAUGGACUCUAAUGGCUUCAGUGAUCCAUUUGUACAGCUGUGUCUGGAGCCGAAUCACAUCUUUCCUGAGAUAGAGCCUCGCUCCACCCAGAUCAAAAGCUGUGAUCUCAACCCUCUUUUUGAUGAGGCAUUUGAAUUUCUGGUAUCCCUGGAACAAUGCCAGGCUCUAGGGGCAUGCCUGGUGGUCACGGUUCUGGACCAUGACACCUUGAGGACAGACGACUUUGAAGGCGAGGCUUUUCUGUCCCUAAAGUCCAUACCUGGAGUUGCAGGAGCAAGAGAAGAAGAUGAACUCAACUCACAACCAGACGCCAUUCCUGCUCAAAUACGUCUACCAUUGAUGCAUCCAAAACCUAAUGAGGACAGCAUCCUGAGGUUACUGGAGUCCAGGAGAGGAGAGCGGGAGGCUCAGGGCUUCGUGAAGAAGAGAAGACAGAGAGAGAAACAGUCCCAGGAGGGCGUUCAGUCGUAACAAACACACAGAAACAAGGCGUUCUUCCAAAAAUAUACAAUUUGUUUUAAUGAUCUGUACCAAAAACAAAGAAAAAAAAAUCCACUCAGAAGGAAACACUGGUGUUGCAUGAGUUGUGUGGGGACAG